Messenger RNA from Plasmodium berghei ANKA, 12543 nucleotides. RefSeq names its product conserved Plasmodium protein, unknown function. The record is from RefSeq and is a predicted model, not a curated record. Lineage: Eukaryota; Apicomplexa; Aconoidasida; Haemosporida; Plasmodiidae. The transcript has 4 exons. Bases 1 to 12543 code for a protein of 4180 amino acids.
AUGGUUAAUAACAAAUGUGAAGUUUGUGGAAGUAGCUCCUUUAGAGUUGAAGAUGGAAUGUAUGUGUGUGAUGAUUGUAAUUAUGUAAAUGAGGAAAUACAAGAACAUUUUGACGAUGCGUAUGAAAUAAAAGAUGAUAAAAUAAACAUUGAGUAUGAAUAUGUUGAAAAAGAUAUAUAUAAUAUAAUACAAAAGUUAUAUAAAGAUAAGGAUUUAAUUGUUAAUAUAACAAAAUAUGUACUAAAAGAAAACGAUGAAUUUUUUAUAAAUUUUCAAAAAAUAUUAUUUGAAAUAUGUCAAAUAUUAAUAUCUGAUUAUAAUUUUCCUACAGUUUUGUAUAAUGAAGUUAAAAAAGUAUGGUUUUAUUUACUUGAGGAUUGCAUAAAAAAAUGUAAUAUUUAUCGGCCUCCAAAUGAUAACAAAUAUUCUUUAAGAUAUAUAUAUGAAGUUAUAAAAUAUAAAGAUAUAACUGAUAUAUUUAAAAAUGUAGUAAAUGAUAUAAAUAUUAAUGAAGAAAUAAGAAAUACAAUUAAAAAAAUGGGAUAUAGUAAAACAAAUUAUUAUUUUAGCAUUCAAAAACAAUAUAUUAAUAAAAUUGGACAAAUGGCUGAAUUUUACCCCAAAAAAAGUGAAAUGAAUAGAAAAUUUAAUAUUCGUUUUUUAAAAUUAUAUAAAAAGACAUCAUUGCUUGAUAACGAAAAUCAAAACAAAAGUUCAUUUAAAAAACUUAACGAAUUAAUAGCAAACUUGAAAACUAACAAAAUAAAAGAUGAUUUAAACAUUUUAAAAAAAAAAGAAAUAAAUCAAGCAAAUACAAACCAAAAAAUAUUUAUAGAAAACUACAAGGACAAUGAAUAUGCUCCUCAAAACGAUUAUACAUUUAACAAUAAUGAAAAUAUAUUAGAUCAUUUUGUUGAAACAAAUGAUAAUAUGAAUCCAUUUGAAAAAUCAGAUUUUUUAUAUAAUCCUGAUGAAUUUUUAAACCAAGAAAAUUGGAAUUCAUUUCAAAAUUUUAAUGAACAAACAAAACAAAAAAAAAAAAAUAUAUCAAAUCCAAAAUGUAUACAAGAAAAUUUAUCUCAAUUAGAAAAAAAUAAUUUCAAUGAAAAUUAUUCUAUUUUAGAUAAUGAAAAAAUCUAUCAUUUUUAUUCUUCAAAUUUUAUAAACAAAAUGUUACAAUAUAAAAAUUUAUUAAAACCAUAUAACCGUGACGAUCCAAUUAAAUAUAUGAACAGAACUACAAAUUAUAAUAAACUUAUAGGAAUUAUAUAUCAACAUGAUUUUUUAUAUUAUUUUAUUGAAGACUUAAAAAAAAAAUCAGAUAUUGAACAUUUGUCAUAUUAUGAUAUAUUACAAAUAUUUAAAGGGAAUUAUGAUCAAAUUAUAUUUGAAUUUUUAGAAAAUAAAAAUAAUGAAAUAAAUAAAACAGAAAAUUUUAACGAGAAUGAAGAAAACAGUCUAAAUAGGCAUGCUUCUGAAGAAAAAUUAAAUGAUGUUUUUUUAUCGACAUAUCAUCAGAAGGAACUUGAAAAUGAACAAAGUACAAAAAUGAAAGAAAAUUCUGAAAUGUUUACACUAUUUGAUGAACUUGAAUUAAAAAAAGAAUUUAAAUUUAAUGAAAAUUUAGAAGGAAUCGAAAUAAAAAGUGAAUUUAAAUUGAGUGAUGAUUUUGGUGAAUUUGUUAAUGCAAACUACAACCAAAUGAAUAGAAAUGAAAUCGAUAUUAUAAGUAACUGGGAUAAUAGUGAAAAAACAGAGAGUUCCAGAAAAUGGGGAAAUUUCAAUUAUAAAAUUGAAAAUGCAAAAAUAAAUGAGGGUGAAAAACAUAAAAAUAAAAUAAAUGAAAAAAUUAUUAUCGAAAAUAUUUUUGAAAAAUAUAAAAAUUAUAUAACAUUAAAAAAAGAUGUGCCAAAAAACAAUAUUGAAACAAAAGUUGAUAUACACGAAAAUAUAUUUAAUGAUAAAGAUAGUCAGUCUUGUUUAUCUAAUAGAGAGAUAAAUUUUAUUGAUCAAAAUUACAAUAAAAAAGAAAAUGUACUAAAUAAUCGAUUCGAAAACUUAGAUUCAUAUAGUUUAGAUGCAGACAAUAUUUUACAGCUUCCAAAUGAUGGAAUGCUUGAAAAUUUUGAAAAAAUCGAAAUAAAUAUGAAAAAAAUUGGUGAAAAAAACGAAAAAAAUGAAGGCAAUGGCGAAGAAAAUAUUCCAUUCUCAAAAAUAAAUUUAGAAGAAAGAAAAGAAAAUGAUAAAUAUCCAAAUAAAAUAAAAUUUUCAAAUAUUAAUAAAAAUACAAAUGAAUUCACGAAUGAAACAAGUAACGAACAAUGUAAAGAAAUAGACAACGAUUUAAAAAAGAAUGAAAUUAAAAAUAUGAGUAUAUACGAUAAACUUGAAUGUGUAAAUAAUUUAAAAAAAGAAAAAUUACAAAAUUUUACAAACCAAAAUAUACAAAUUACAAAUGAUAGUUACUAUAAUGGAGUAAUGAAAAAAAUAGAUAAAUCAAUAAAAAAAGUAAAAAUAUUUAUGGAAGAAAAUCAUUUAGAAAAUAUUAAUGUUCAAAAAUCAGAUUGUAAUAAAAUAUAUGUAAAUGAAAAACUAUUAUUAGAUACAUAUAUAUUUGAAGAAUUAUAUACAAAAAAUUUAUACGUAUCAAGUAUUAAAACAUUUAGAAAUGUAACAAUAAAAUAUAUAUAUAAUGAAUAUAUAAGUUAUUUUUUAAAUAAAUAUAAAGAAUAUAUGAAUGAUAAUGAAGAAUGCAAAUAUUGUUAUAAUUUUACAUUUGAAUUAAUAUUUUAUAUUUUAUAUUAUUCUUUUAAAAGGUUAAAUAUAUAUUGUUUACCUCAUAAUAUGAAAUAUUUUGUAAAUUCAGAUAAUUUUAAUUUAUAUCAUAUUUUUAACAGCACAUCUGAAAAAUUUUAUAAAUUAUUUAAAGAAUUAGAUUCAAUUAAUUUCCCAUUAAAAAAUUCAUAUUUUUCAGAAAUAAAAAAAUUUUUUUUUACUAAAACUCUAAACUAUGAAGUUCCUUUUUUAUGUAUUCAUAUGCAUGAAAAAUUUAAUGUACUCGAUUCUGGUGAUAAUCUUUUAGAAGACAAUGAAUAUAUUUUGAAUGAAAAACCAUUUUGUAAUAAAAUAAAUGAUAAUGCUCCAAAUAGUUCUGCAUUUGUUAACAAUAAUACUAUUAUUAAUAAUUUACAAAUUUAUGAAACUAUUGGAUUAAAUAAGAUUUUUCGUAAAUAUAAAACUUAUACAAUUAAUAGUAGUAUAAAAAAGAGAUGGUCAAAAAUGUUAAAUAAAUUUAAUGGAUAUUCCCUUACGAAGAUAUAUUCUUUAAUUAAUGAUUUAUUAUUUACAUUUAAUUUAUCAAAUAAAGUACAAAUGUAUUCUAUAAAAAUUUUUAAUAUUAUUAUAUUUAGAUAUCGUUUUUUUAAAUUUUUAUAUAAUACAUUUUGUAACAAAUAUGAUGAUAUGCAUAUACAAUUAAACGAUUAUUAUAAUUAUAAAAAUAUUUAUAAAGAUUGCUUAGAAUAUUAUCCUAAAUAUAUUGAAGCAAAUGCAUCAAUUAGUUACAUAAAUACAUAUAUUAACCAUUUAAAAAAAAAAGAAUUGUAUAUAAAAAAAAAAUAUAUUGAAACAAAGAAAUAUAUUAAUUUAGAAGAUGGAAGUGUUAAUUAUCAAAUUUAUAAUAAAAUUAAUUAUUUUUAUAGACAAAAAUUUUAUUACACAUUUUGUAAUGUAAAUUAUCAUAUCGACUUUAAAAAAACUGAGCUUUACAAAAUAGCAGCGGGAUGUGUAAUAGCUGCUUGUAAAUUAUAUUAUCCAUUUUUUAUAGAUGAAUUUUAUGAUUACCAAAAUUUAUAUAUUCCAGAUAAAUUUGAAGGGUUUCAUAUUGCUAAUCAUUAUAAUUGUCAUAUACAAGAAAAUGUAAAUUUAUAUAAUAGAAUUUAUCCUUUCGAAAAAAAAACAACUCAAAAAAAAAAACGUUUCCAUAAAUAUAACAUGGAUAUAUUUGAAAGGGACCAAGAUUUAAAAAAUAAAUCAAAUGAUUUUAUCUUAAAAGAAAAAACAAUACAAGAAUACAAACAGGAUGAAAAAAAUGAUAAUUUUUACAUGAGCAAAAUUGAACGAUUACUCAAAAAAACUGAAGAAAAAAAAAAAAAAAAAAAUGAACUAGAUGCAGGCGCAGACCAUUUGGAUAUGCUUGGUUCAAAUGCGUGCCCAAAUAAAAACUCUUUUGAAAAAAAAAGAAAAAAUUAUAAAUCUGAUGAAAAUUUUAAAGGGGAAAAAGUUAGAAAGCUAAAUAACCAUACUUACACAGAUGAAAACAUAUUAGACACUUUAGAGAUUUUCCAAGAAAAAGAAAAAGAAAAAUUUUAUUCGAGCAAUGUUAUUGAUUGUAAUACUCAUAUCAACGAUUUUCACUGUGCCUACUCAAACGAAUUAAAUAAAUGUCAAUUCGUAGAUCUUCCUUUCUUAAAUGAAAAUUGUGAAAAUGAUAAAAAUGAAUCUUUUUAUAUCGAUGUACUAAAUGAGAAGGAGAGCAAUUAUUUCGUGCCAUAUUUAAAUAAGAAAAUAAAAAAAAGUGAAAUAAAUAUACUUGGCGAUUUUUUUGAUGAUAAUUAUAUUGAUGAAGGUAUUCACAAAUUAGUAAGUUAUGGAAAUAAAAUAGAUGGUAGUUCAAGGUUGUUAAAUAAAAGAAAAAGUCAAAAAGACAAUCAAAUGAAAAAACAGAAAAAAAAUAAAUUAAGAAUACGUGGAAUAUACUUUAAAUCUAUAAAAGAAAAUGUUAUAUCCUAUUUUAUUCCAAUUCCUAACAUUAUAAAUUUAUAUUUCAAUUAUAAAAAAUGUCUUAGCAUUGAUGUAUAUAAAGAUUUUAUAAAUAAAGAAAUUUCUUUAUUAGAUGUUGGUAAUGGCACAUCGGAUGAAAUAUAUAAUGAUGAGGUUGAAUAUUUUGAAAAUAAUAUUUUUAAAAAAUUAUUCAAAAAAAUAAACCAAAAAGAAUAUAUUAUAAGAAAUAAAAAAAAUAGUUUACGAAAAAUAAAAUCGAGUAAAAUGAUAAAUGAUGAAAUAUAUAAAAAUUACAUAAUUAAAAGAAAAUCUUAUAUAAAUUUAGAUCGAAUAAAUAAAAAAAAAAAAGAAAAAAAAUUAAUCUUUACAAAAUUUUGUAUUUUGAAAAAUAAUAGAAAUUUCGAGGAAAUAUAUAAUAUGCAUUCUAAAAAUACUGAAUGUGUUAUUAAAGACCUAGAGAGGGUUGAAAAAAUUAAAACAAAAUUAUUCCCUCUUUUUUUAGCUAAUUAUUAUGUUCACCCUUUCAAUUAUUUUUCUAUAAAUAUACACACCAUUUGUUUUUAUAAUUUAAUAAAAAAAAUAGAGAAGGAUAACAUGUUUUCAUUAAGUUUAAAAAGAAAUAAAAAAUGGGAAAUAAUCUGUGACCUAUUUAAGAAUAAAAAUAAAACCACUUAUUUUCAUUUUUUGCAACAAAUUUAUGAAGAUAUCCAAAAUAUUAAAAGCAACAGUCCCGAUGUUUCUAUUUCUAAAAAUUGUAUUAAUAACACAUCUGAAAAAGUAAAUAUAGUGGAUAAUAAUUCGAGUCAUCCACAAAAAAACACAUCUAUUAAUUCGCAACUUGGGAUGGAACAUGCUACAGAAUUAAAUGAUGUUGUUUUGUUGGAAAAUCUCACAAAUUUAAAAAAUAAAAAAAUAAAGAAAAGGAAAAAAAAUGCAUUAAUAACAGAAACUGAAUUUGAAAAAAUUAUGAAAAAAAAAAAAUCAGAAAAUAUCGAUAGUCAUUCUUCUGACAUAAUUUUUAACAAUGAAGCUACCAACUUUAUAAAGGAAAAUAAAUUUGGUAUAAAAAAUGGAAGAAAUAUUUACAAAAUAAUAAAUAAUAUAAAUAAAAUAGAUAUAGGAAUAGACAAAAAAUAUGAGAAUAAAAAAAAUGAUGUAAAAAUAUAUUAUCCAUAUUUAAUAAAUAAAAAAAAUUAUGAACAGACAUAUUUAAUUUAUGUAAUAUUUGAACAUAAUAUAUUAGGUUUGUACUCUUUUAAAAUCGAAAGUAUUUUGAAUUCAUUUAAAUUUUUAAUAGAAAAUAUGGAUAACAUAUAUCAGUUAUAUUUGUUGUAUUACCAAGUAAACCAUGUUAUUUAUCUAUUUACAAACUGUACUAGUUAUAUUAUAAAUAUGUAUAAAUAUUUUUUGUUUAUAAGACAUAAAAAAAAAUAUAUUACUAAAAAUAAUUUCAAAUCUUUUUAUAGAAAUAAAUAUAUAAAAAAAAAAAAAAAAUUUAUUUAUAGUAUUCAAAUGGUUUUAGUUAUUUUGAGAAUUUUUAUAAAUUUGUAUGGAAGUUCUAAUGAUGUGUAUGAAUUUGAUUUGAAAAUUAAUGGAAAAGAACAAAAUAUUAAUAAUAAUAAUAAUAAUGAUAAUAAUAUUAAUAAUAGUGAUAAUAAUAAUAUUAAUAAUAAUAAUGAUAAUAAUAAUAAUAAUAAUAAUGAUAAUAAAUAUAAUUUAAUAAAAUUAGAACCAGUUAUAUAUUUUGAUAAUGUUCAUUUUUCAACAGAAGAUAAAUAUCAAUCUUUAGACGAUUUAUCAUUAUAUUUAUAUUAUGCUAUAAAAUAUGGUAAUUAUUAUUUGUCUUAUUUGUUUGAUAACUUUAUAGGAAUAAAAUAUAUCCAACGUGAAAUUAACAAAAAAAAUAAAUACUUAUUAAAUAAAUUAAACCAAAAAAUGAAAAAAGAGUAUAAACAAAUGGAUAAUGUUCAUGCAUAUAUAUUCCCUCCAAUUUAUGGUAUAUCACAUAAUAUUAUUAUAUUAGAUAUGAAUUUUUUUUUAAUAAAUUUUAAAAGAAUAAUUAAAUUAAUACAAAAUAAUUAUGAUAAUUAUUUAUCAAAUUAUUCUAAAAAAUAUAAUUUUAUGAACAAAGACAAUUUCGAAAAAACUCAAGUCUUAACCAUUGCUACAAUACAAGUUGAAAAAAAAAAAAAUGAAAAUAAAAUUGAAACAAUUAUUUCAAAAAAAAAAGUAACGACGUAUAUUCCAACAUACAUUUCCCAAUUAUAUGCAUUAAACCAUACAAGAAAAGAAAUGCCACAUAUGUUUAAAUAUAAAAAAAGGUUUAUAUGUUUGAAUAAAUAUUAUUUUUUACACGAUGGACAAAUAAAUACUAUUAAAAAAAUCAUAAAAAAUGUUACCAUUAAACAUAGUAAACUUAUAUGGUAUAAUAUAAUAAAAGAAUUCACAAAUUGUAAAGAAUAUAAAGUAAAGUUGUUAAAAAAUAAAUAUUUACAAAAUGAAAAUGAUAAUUUAAAUAUAUUAAAUGAUUUUGAAUAUGCAACAAACUAUGAGAUUAUUAAUUAUUUUCCAAUAAGUUUUUUUAAAUUUUAUAAAAAAAUGAAAAAUAAAACGAAAAACAAAAUGAAAAGCACACAUUAUAUAUUUCUUUUAUAUUAUUGGAAAUUUUAUUCUAAUUUGAAAAAAGGAAAUCAUUUUAAUUUUAAGAAAUUAUUUAUUAAUGAAAAAAUGGCAAAACUUAUUUAUGGCAUACUAUUUUUGUAUUCUAUAAAACGAGGCAACACAAUCGAAGAAAACAACAUACACAAAAAAAAAGUGAAAAAACUUUUAAACAAAUAUAAUAUAAUGGAUUAUGGAAAAUUAUUUCAUCAUAUCUUAAAUGUAGAGUUCAUAUUGAGUAAUCAAAAAAAGAUAACAAACAUGAAAUACAUGAAAAAUAGAAAGCAGCUAAUCAAUUGUUCGAUUUAUUUUCCAAUUGAAAAUACCACAAAGUGUAAAAAAAAACAUUUAUUCAAAAAAGAGGGCCAUAAAUUAAUAGGCACAUUCAAUAAUAUUAAUAACUUUAAAUAUUCUUUUCAACCUUUCAAUUUAAUAACAAAAAGAACAAAUUGUAUAUAUAAUGGAAUAAGGAUAGAGCCUAUGAGCAUAUUGAAAUAUCAAACAAAUUUUGUUAAUUUUACAAAAAUUUUAUAUAAUUCCCAAAUGAAACUAAACGAAAAUUAUAACAAAAAUUUUUUUUUUAACAUAAUUAAUGAAGAAGUUUUAAAUGAUAAUAUUGGCAAAGAGGGAAUAAAAGACACAUUAAUAAAAAAUAGUAAAUUAAACAAAAAAAAAAAAAAUUAUUUCUUAGAAUUAGAACGUUUUUCUCAAUCAAUUAUGAUAUAUGAUUUUUUGAAUAAUAACAAAAAAAUAUUUUUAAUAAAAAAUAUAGAUAAUUUAUAUGAACAUCUAAAAAAAGAAAAUACAAAUUUAAACAUAGACAAUCUGAAUAGUCAAAAUAAAAACAAUGUAGUGUCACAAACAGAUAAAGAAAAUUUAAAAAAAAAAAAAAAAUGUGAUAAAGAUUCAAAAAAAAAAUUAUUAAAUAAUUUCUCAUAUAUACAAGCUAUAAAAAAACAUUCAAAUGAAGGCGAAUUAAAUAUAAGAAAGUCUUAUAAUAUAGAUAAAUUACCAUACAACUUAUUGUGGGAUCAAAAUACUUUAGAACCUGUAUUCGUUAACAAUUCUGACAAUCACAUGAUUAACAAUAUUACUAAUAAUUCUGGAGACGAUGAUACUCAAUUAGAGCAUGGGAAAUAUUUUUAUAAUAAUCGAGAUAGUUUUAUAAAUGCAGAAAAUUCAAACAACAAAACACAUUAUAUAUUAUAUAAUUUUGAAUGUAUACCAUAUUCAAAAUCGAAAUUAUAUAAAAAUCUAAAAUGUUUAUUUUCAAAUGUCCCAUUAAAUUAUAAACUAUAUAAAUUAAUAAGUGAAAAAUGUUGGGAAAAUGGUCAUAUUUUACCAAAAAAUGCAAAAGAGUAUGUUAAAAUUAUAGAUAAUAUUGUAUACGGUUCUAGAAAUAGUAAUAAAAUAAAUUUAACUAAAAAUCAUAAAGAAAAUAACAAUAUAAAUAUAAAUGUGCGUGAUAAUGAUGAAUAUAUAUAUAUGUCUACAGAUGCAGAUUCAUACAAAUCAGAUACUGUGUAUAAUAUAAAAUUAUAUAAAACAGAUUUAUAUAAUAAAUUUAAAAAAUAUGUAAAAAAAAAUCUUAUUAAAUUGAAAUUAGUUACAAAAGAUAAACCGAAUUGUUAUAUUAAUAAAUGUGCAAAUGAUAUUAAUAAUUCAGAAAUAAACAAUUCUUUAUUUCAUGAUAUAUGUAAAACUUAUUUAAAUUUUUUUCAAAAAAUAAAUGAUUAUUUUUAUUUUGAAAAUAAUAAUAAAAAUAAUCACAAUCAUACAAAUUAUGGUAAUAUUGUUGAUAACAAUAAUUUUAAUAUUAUUAAAUAUAAAUAUGGUAAUAAACACAAUUUAGAUCGUAUAUUUGAAUGGCAUAAUAACCUCGAUAUAUACGACCCUCUCUUAACUUUGAAUAAUAAAUCAUUUAUAAAUGAUAAAAGUAAUAAAAAAAAAAAAACUUGGAUUUGCAUAUAUAACGAUAGGUCUUAUGUAAAUCUCAACAAUCCUGCUAUUUUAGCAGAAAUAAGGAAAAGAGAUAAAGAGGAAAGUACUUUAUUAAAUUAUAACUUUAAUAAAAAUGUACAUUUUGAAUUUAAUAGUAAUUUAAAUUGUUUCAUAUUACGAUUUAAAAAUAAUUAUAUAAAAAACAAAAAUAUAAAUUUGUAUAUAACUAUAAAGGAGAAUAAAUCACAUAAAGUUAAAUAUGCUCAGAACAUUAAAAAGACAAAUAAAUAUACAUAUUUUUUAUUUUCUUGUCUUAUAUUUCCAGUAUAUAUAACAAUAAAAAUAAUGUAUGUAUUUUCGUUAGAAUAUUUUCCUUCUUUGUUUUUCAAAACAUUAAACUAUUUAAAUUAUUUAAAAAUAGAUGAAGAGUUUUUCAAUUUUUUACAAUGUAAUGAAUAUAAAGCAAUUAAUGAAAUAUUUUAUAAUUAUCAUCAUACAAAAGAUGAAAACAAUUUGCUUGACAUACUACGAUUUAGAGGAUAUUAUAUUAAUCCAUUUUCAUUUUUAGGAUCUAUUUUUUAUUUAUCUGAGUUGAAAAACAUUUCUUCUCAUUUUAAUUUGCAUCCAACUAAUCAUUUCAAUACUAUGCAUCAUAUUUGGGGUAUUGAACGGACUACUAACUUAAUUCAUUUAGAAAAAUUAGAAAAAAAAUUAAAAAACAAAAUAAAAAAUAAACGCAUAUUCAGAUAUUUGCAAGUUCUUAACCAAAAUAGAACCCCCCUAUCCACACAAAAAAAAACAAAAGAAAUCAUCUCGAAUAAUUCCAAUAAUCGUGACAAUAUAAAUGAAAACCAUCAAAAAAACCAAAUUCUCAAAGAGGGUGUUAAAAAGUUUCGUAAAAAGAAAAUUAAAAUAAAAAAGAACACAGAUAAUCUAGACAAUGAUAUCAAUAAUAAUUAUAAAGAAGCAUUUCGUAAAGCACGUAAAAAAAGAGAAAUAUGGAUAAAAAGAGCGAAAUGUAACGAGUCUAGCUUAAAUGAAUUAUUCUAUAUUAAAUUUGAAGAUGAUUUAGAAAAUAAUAUAAAAGAUGAAGAAAUAGACAAAUUUUUUAAAAACAAAAAUUAUAUUAAUUGUGAUAAUGAUAAUAAUAUUGAUGAGAAAAACGAAGCUUCAAAUUUAUUUGAUCACACAAAAGGAUCGAAACAGAAAAUUUUCAAAAAAAUGCAAGUUUCUAAAUCUAUCGAUAGUUUCUUAUAUAAAUAUACAUAUAACGUUGCAACUUUGUUAAAAAAAAAAAAUAAGAAAAAAAAAAAAAAAAAAAAAAAAAAAUCAUAUAAUGAUGAACAUUAUAACGAACAGGUGGAAAAAAAUGUCAUAGAAAUACCAAAUUUAGAAAAUUAUGAUAAUACUGAAAAAAUAAAUAAAAGGAAAAAAAUUAGUGGGAAACACAAAAAAAAAGACUUCACAUAUUUGCUAAAUAAAUAUUUAGAAAAAUAUAUACAUACAAAUUGUUUUAACAAUUAUUCAAAUGAAUCAGAAACAAUUAAUUUAUAUAAUAUGAUCAUAACAUUUUUAAAUAACAAAGCUUUACUUAAUAAUGAUUCUAUAACAUAUGAAAAAUACAUUAAAAAAAAUUUUAUCGAAAUUAAUUAUAGCAUUUAUAAAGAAUUUACAAUACAUUCUAACUAUUAUAUGCAAGAAUUUGAUAUAUAUCCUUUGAAUAAGUUUAUUAACACUUUUUAUAAUAACAAUUUCAAGGCAUUAUAUCUAAAUUAUCAGAAAAUAAAAAACAAAAAACACAUGAGCCCGGAUCACCAGCAAAAAGUGGAAUAUAUCCAGAAUAUAGAUAACAUUUCUAAAACAAGCAACAGCUUGUCGAUUGUCCAAAAUUAUGAAAAUGAAAAGAUAGCCUAUGAUGGGAUAGAAGAAAAUUACGACAAAAGUUAUGCCGAAAAUUACGACGAGAAUUAUGGCGAAAAUGUGAAGGAUGGAUAUAUAAUCAACGGCAAUGACAAUGUAUAUGAUAAUUUAUUGGAUUCCCUCGAUAAUAACAUUGAAAAAGAUGAAUCAAACAAAUACGAAAAUGAUAUAAUUUCACAAAUCGAUGAUCUAGACCAAAUAGAAUCUAUUAAAUAUUUAAGUGGUGGUGAUUCAUUUGAUGCUUUGAAUGAAAUUGAUAAAAAUUCAAUUAACAAAUCUGAUAAAGAGUCUAUAAAUCUUAUAGAAAAUGAUAAAACACAAAAUACUGACGAAUCAUCUGAAUACGCAGAUGGUAGCUUAUUUGAUGAAGAAGAACAAGAACAAAGUGACAAAGAUUAUGUAAGUUAUUCAUUUUAUCUGCAUAAACCCGUAUAUAUAUAUGAUGAGAAAAAGGAAAUGAAAAAAGCUUUGAGCGGUAUCGAAAAUGAAGAAAGUGAAAUUGAUGGCGAAAAAACAGAGGCCAAAGAUGAGAUAACAAAAAAAAAUAGGGAUGCAAACAAAUGGGAUAGUAAUAUAUUCUUGAUAAAGACUAAACAAUAUAAGAAAGUGUAUAAAAAAUUAAUUAAAAAAAUAGAAUAUGAUAGAAAUAUUAAAAACCAAUGUUAUCCAUUAUAUGAUAAAAAUAAUAAAUUUUUAAUGAGAGAUUAUAAAUGUAUAAAACAAGAAAAUAUUUUGGGAAAAUUUACUAAAAAGCAUGUAAUAAGAGUUGGCAAAAGAAAACCAAUAUAUAAUUUAUUAAAAGGUCGACAUUUACUCAUAAAUUGUAUAUCCAAUAAUUUUUAUACAUAUGACCAAGAAGUUAGAACAAUGGUCCGUAUGUAUAAAAGACAUAAAUUUAUUUUAAAAAAUCAAAAACAAAAAUAUUUUUUAAAAAAAUAUAAAAAUUCUUAUCCUUGGAUCGGAGAAAAUAUGUUUAUAUGUGAAAACGAUAUCAACAAAUACGUUGCGGCUGCUUAUUCAACAAUUUUAUUUCACAAAAACACAACCUACCUCAAACAUUUUAAUUAUCACAAUGCUCGGGAAUACAUACCAUCAUUUCGUGAACACCGAAAUAAGGAAUUAAAUAAAAUUCCAACAAUGCUAUACUUACUCAUAAAAGCCUUUAGCGUCUAUCUGAAUUGUUCCUUUAGGGAAUUAAUUAUAAUUUUGAAACGUAUUGAAAGAACAUUUUUAUUUUGUUAA